CUUAUUAGAUUAUGUUGCUUUAGAAUCUUUAGACUGAGUUUUUCGUCAACUGAUUUUAUCCGCGAAAUGGCACCGAAUACGGAAUCUUACAAUCAGGAUGAGCUGGAGGCGCCCUCUUGGCUGGACUCUCAGUACUUCAGAGACGUGCUAAGCGCCCAUGAAAAUGACGAACAGGUGGAGAUAAUUGAUGUUAAGAUCUCACCUGCCACAGGCAAGGGCGAUCACUAUGCCAGCGUCAUGUUUAGAGCUGGAGUGGAGUAUAAGAGGGCACAGGGGGAAAAGUCCUUCAAGUCGCUCAUCAUCAAGACCAUGCCUGAACAAGACGGCCACAAGAAGGACCUGUUGGGUGAGUCGCAUAUCUUCGAAACCGAGAUCAACAUGUACUCGAAGAUUCUGCCCAAGUUUGAGCAAAUACUCCGUGAGGUGGGAGAUGAGACGAAAUUGUAUGCGCCCUGCGUCUACCACAGCAUGAAGCCAAGACAAGUGAUGAUAUUUGAGGAUCUAUUGGUACAGGGUUACACCGUCCUUCGGGAUAGGGAGCCGACCUUCGAAGAGGUUCGCAGUGCAUACUGUAAGCUGGGCAAGUGGCAUGCUGUGAGCUAUAAGUUGAACAAAGAGCAACCAGAAUUCCUUAAGGAAUUGAAAUACAGCUUGUUUGAGCUGCCGAAAAUCGAUGGAGAUAAAUUCUUUUUGAGUGGGAUGGGCAUAUUCAUCGAAAUGCUCGAAGCGGUACCAGAUCUGACUGCCUACAAGCCUUACUUCGAGAAAAUUCUGCCCAACUAUAUGAAGCGCUGCAGGGAAACUUUUAUGGGCCACAGGGAAAAUCCCCAAGAAAAUGCUUAUUAUGUCCUCUGCCACGGCGACUUUCAUGUCAAGAACUUAAUGUUCAGGUACAACAAGGAAGGCGGAGCACUUGAGGACUGCAUGCUUGUGGACUUCCAAAUGAGCAAUGUGGGCCCCAUGCCUAUCGAUAUCAUUUACUCUAUCUAUCAGAUGCUGUCGCCGGAGCAACGGCAUUCACAACGCGACGAAUUAAUAUAUAUCUACUUUUCUACAUUUACGGAGACUUUGAAAAAAAUAAACUUUAAUGGGGAGUUACCCACAUUAGCCGAGUUUCGACGUCAGAUAUUUCAACAUAAGUAUUUUGAAUUCUUUUUGUUGGCAACAUUUUUGCCUGUGAUGCAUGCAAUGAAGAAGGGAAAGUUUGAGAUAUCUGAAGUGGUUAUGGAUAAAAACCUGAGGUUAAGUCUAUAUUAUAAUGAUGAUUAUCUAGAGGAUGUUAGGAGUACUCUGAAACGCUAUUUGCAUUGUGGCUACUUUGAUGAGCUUGAAUAAACGCAAUGAUAUUGUAAUACAUGUAUAUUAUAUAUACCUAUGUAAUUGAUAUAAUAAAUUGUUCAUUGCUUAAUUUGCAAUA
This is a messenger RNA of Drosophila mojavensis, 1417 nucleotides long. RefSeq lists its product as uncharacterized. Lineage: Eukaryota; Metazoa; Arthropoda; Insecta; Diptera; Drosophilidae. The transcript is spliced from 2 exons. The coding region runs from base 67 to 1335 and encodes 422 amino acids. The record is from RefSeq and is a predicted model, not a curated record.